Drosophila santomea is the source of this 1932-nucleotide messenger RNA. It is a transcript of the gene Syt7, whose product is annotated as synaptotagmin-7. Gene Ontology annotation, biological process: regulation of dopamine secretion; vesicle fusion; regulation of calcium ion-dependent exocytosis. The transcript is spliced from 9 exons. Bases 66 to 1316 code for a protein of 416 amino acids. The record is from RefSeq and is a predicted model, not a curated record. Gene Ontology annotation, cellular component: membrane; axon; synapse. NCBI's taxonomy places the organism in Eukaryota, Metazoa, Arthropoda, Insecta, Diptera, Drosophilidae. Gene Ontology annotation, molecular function: phosphatidylserine binding; SNARE binding; calcium ion binding.
UGGCAUAAGUAGCUCGAUAUUAACUUAUACGACAUAUUGUUUUAAGAAUAAAGUAGUUUUAUAAAAUGGCAAGCAUAGUUCUUAUAGCUUGCCUGGCUAUGUUGGGCUUAAUUAUUGCAAUAGCUCUUUUUCUGGCUGGAGGAUACUUGUGGUGGAGGCAUAAAAGAUCCCAGUUACAGUUUAUUGAACCAAAUGAAGACGAGGAAUCUAGUAGUUAUAGUCUUCGGGCUGCUCAGGAUAUUGUGGACUCCGGUAAUCCACCUACAAAACCGCAAGUGCCGGUGACACAAGCUAUCACAACUCCUCUGCAAAACAAUAUUAACCGAAAACUAAAUGGAUUUUUAAGUCUUAGAACUCCUUUGAUUGGUGUUUCGGGAGCAUCUCAAACAAAACCACAAAGCGUUUCUUCGGUUGCAAAUUCUGGAGAUGGGACUACAAAAGAUUCUGCAAAUAAAAGUAUCUCAAUGACAGACAUGUAUUUGGAUAGUACCGAUCCAAGUGAAAAUGUUGGGCAAAUUCAUUUCUCCUUGGAGUACGAUUUCCAAAAUACAACAUUAAUUUUAAAAGUUCUUCAAGGAAAAGAGCUUCCAGCAAAGGAUUUGAGCGGUACUUCCGACCCAUAUGUUCGUGUAACGCUAUUACCAGACAAAAAGCAUAGAUUGGAAACAAAAAUAAAACGGCGAACCCUAAAUCCACGGUGGAACGAAACAUUUUAUUUUGAGGGUUUUCCCAUUCAAAAACUUCAAUCACGUGUUUUACACUUACAUGUUUUUGAUUACGAUCGGUUCUCAAGAGAUGACUCCAUAGGGGAAGUAUUUCUUCCUUUAUGUCAGGUUGACUUUGCUGGAAAACAGAGUUUUUGGAAGGCAUUAAAGCCCCCUGCAAAGGAUAAAUGCGGAGAACUUCUCUCCUCUCUUUGCUAUCACCCGUCGAACUCAAUUUUGACUUUAACAUUAAUUAAAGCGAGAAAUUUAAAGGCAAAAGAUAUCAACGGAAAAUCUGAUCCUUACGUAAAGGUUUGGCUUCAGUUUGGAGAUAAAAGGGUAGAAAAAAGAAAAACGCCUAUAUUUACGUGUACAUUAAAUCCAGUAUUUAAUGAAUCGUUUAGUUUUAACGUACCAUGGGAAAAAAUAAGAGAAUGUUCCUUGGAUGUUAUGGUGAUGGAUUUUGAUAACAUUGGAAGGAACGAGUUAAUAGGACGAAUAUUAUUAGCUGGGAAAAACGGUUCUGGAGCAUCGGAAACUAAACAUUGGCAAGACAUGAUCUCAAAGCCCAGACAAACUGUAGUACAAUGGCAUCGCUUAAAACCUGAGUAACUUUAAUACGAAUUCCUUAAUAACAUAUAAUUAACACCAGUGACUACAUCGGAGAACACCGUACAUUAAUGGAUGUACAUACAUUAGUUUAUUUAAAGUUGCUUUUAUAGCAAUAUCAUAAUCAUACCAAAUUAAUGUAUAAAGACGAAAAUAAUUUAAAUCUGCACAAAUUAAUGUUUAUUGUUUACAAAAAUUUUACCUUUACAAAAUAGCUAUACAAAUAUAAUGAAGUAUUUGUUUUGAUAAGAGCAAUAGUUUUAUACGUACUUAUAUAUAUAUAUAUUUUGUCCUUAGAAAACAUAUAUAUACAUGUUUUUUAGGGACAUUAAUAUUAUACAAAUAUUAUAAACAAUUGUAAAUUCGUUCAAAAAAUCCUGUUAAAAAACGGAGGUACCACAAAGAAGUACCACUUUUCGAUGGAAAAGUCUUUAAAGUUAAAAAAUACUGUUGUCCAUCACUUUAUUUUAUUAAGGCAUUAAGGACAAACCAUUCAAAAACAUGACCAAAUACAAUUUUCGAGUUCUUUCUUUCAAAUUAUUUAAAAUGUAUUUUCCUGAGUGUCAUUCUCAAUCUUGAGAAACUAAUCAAUUUCUUAAUCAUAUUUCAAUCCUAAUAA